This is a messenger RNA of Anopheles stephensi (Asian malaria mosquito), 2591 nucleotides long. RefSeq names its product serine/threonine-protein phosphatase 4 catalytic subunit (gene Pp4-19C). The record is from RefSeq and is a predicted model, not a curated record. Bases 781 to 1704 code for a protein of 307 amino acids. Gene Ontology annotation, biological process: peptidyl-serine dephosphorylation; double-strand break repair via homologous recombination. Gene Ontology annotation, molecular function: protein serine/threonine phosphatase activity. Lineage: Eukaryota; Metazoa; Arthropoda; Insecta; Diptera; Culicidae. Gene Ontology annotation, cellular component: nucleus; cytoplasm. The transcript has 3 exons.
UUUCACGCCCAUCACUAGCGCGACCAUCUCGAUAGCUGCACGGCUUGGGAAAGCCACAAGAACAAGCAGACCGACCGACUGCCGGAAAACAGCGCGGUAUUCGCGAAAACGAGUGCGUGCUUUAUUACUGUUGCUGAUUGAUAGUGUCCUUAUUUUCCAACCGGCUAGCUCGUCAUACACCCACACAAACAUACAUAGUGCCGUUCAAUAUUUGUUUCUUUAGUAAACGCGUUCGCUGUGGCAUGAAUGAAUGCGUAACCGCUUGCUUUGAUAUCAGCCAACAAAGCCAGCCAGUGUAACGGGGUGGUGUUCAUUUUUGUUAGUUAGGAAUAAGCGUAAAGCAAAGCAUACUGGAACUAAAUGCGCUUGAUCCAAUCAGAACCAGCAGCAGUGUCUUCGCAGCGAGUUGCAACUAAACACGAUAGGUCGUGGUUAACACAUUUGCAGUAGACAGACGAGACGAAACAGGCUAGAGGCAGGUGGUACACGCGACCAAAGCCCGAAAGAACGAUCUGGGAAAGAUUGUUUCGCCUUUUGUUUUAUCGGGUGCGCUAGUGCGGGAUAAAAAGCGGCAAAGAAAAAGAAGACGCGCGAAGCAUCAUACGGACUUCAUCUGUCAUUCUUCUUCCGAUCUCACCAACACACGCACACACAGGCUCACAUCGCCGUGACACAUCGCGCCUGUUUGUAGGAGAAAAGGGCAACAGAAAGGGGAAGAAGCAGCAGAGGCACGCGGCAUCAACUCGCGCUUGUGGUGCGAAACACCAAAACACCAGUACGAUGCCAGACUACAGCGACCUGGACCGACAAAUCGAGCAGCUGAAGCGAUGCGAAAUCAUCAAGGAGCACGAAGUGAAGGCGCUGUGCGCGAAGGCACGCGAAAUCCUGGUCGAGGAGGGCAACGUGCAGCGGGUCGACUCGCCGGUAACGGUGUGCGGUGACAUACACGGCCAGUUCUACGACCUGAAGGAGCUGUUCAAGGUCGGUGGCGACGUGCCGGAGACGAACUACCUCUUCAUGGGCGACUUUGUCGACCGGGGAUACUACAGUGUGGAAACAUUCCUGCUACUGCUCGCGCUGAAGGUCCGCUACCCGGACCGCAUCACACUGAUCCGCGGCAACCACGAAUCGCGCCAGAUCACACAGGUGUACGGGUUUUACGACGAGUGCAUACGCAAGUACGGCUCGGUGACGGUGUGGCGAUACUGUACCGAAAUCUUCGACUAUCUCUCCCUGUCCGCCAUCAUCGAUGGGAAGAUUUUCUGCGUGCACGGCGGCCUCUCGCCUUCCAUACAGUAUUUGGAUCAGAUCCGGUCGAUCGAUCGCAAGCAGGAGGUGCCGCACGAUGGCCCGAUGUGCGAUCUGCUCUGGAGCGACCCGGAAGACACACACGGGUGGGGUGUAUCGCCGCGUGGUGCGGGCUAUCUGUUCGGGUCGGACGUGGUGUCACAGUUUAAUGCGGCCAACGAUAUCGACAUGAUCUGCCGGGCGCAUCAGCUCGUGAUGGAGGGCUACAAGUGGCACUUUAACGAAACCGUACUGACCGUUUGGUCGGCACCGAACUAUUGCUAUCGGUGUGGUAAUGUGGCAGCAAUUUUAGAACUGAACGAAAACCUGCAGCGUGAUUUUACCAUUUUUGAAGCAGCCCCACAGGAAAGCCGCGGCAUACCAUCGAAAAAGCCUCAGGCCGACUACUUCCUCUAAGUCUAAGGGUUUUGUAUUGCGUUCCGUCUUUCAUUAAUUUCCCCUGUGUCCCGAAGCUACGGCUACGGCUCCGGUAGUGAACAGUGCUGCAGUUCGUGUAAGAAACAAGACAGCGUAAAGUGACGCUCAGCCAUUAGGUUAGAUUGUGACUUCCGGACGUAUGAAAUAUCCCUAGAAGAAUGAUGAAAUCCGCUAUUAAACGCGACCUCUUUUUACUACCUAUGGCUUGUAUACUGUGUGUGUGUAUGUGCGUGUAUUUGGUGCUUAAUUUCCUCCCUUAAAUGUGUAGUCCUAUAGUCCGUCACUGCUCCAGAAGGGCGCCUCCUUGUGUACGAUCUUCGGGUUCAUAUGCCUUGUUUUGUUGUUGUACGUUUGAAAUGGGCACUACUUGGGCACUUUUAACUCCACCAUAUCGUGAAAUCCGACGGAAUGGCUCUGGUUAAAUUGUAUUUGGAUGCAGGCAUGAAUAGCAGGAUAUGUGAAGAAUGGCUCAAUUGUAAACAAAAAGAAAUACAAUUACUUUUCCUGCAAAAGUAUCGUACACUACUUCACAGACAAUCAGCCAGUUAGAGGUGUCUGUUACAGAAGCAAAUUGACAGUUGGAAAGGAAAACUUGCUUACGGAUCCGCAUCCGGACUAGACUGUGUAAAUUAAACGAUAAAGCUAACUUACUUUCCCCCAUACACUCACACACACACAUUUAUCAGAAGUUAUUCACUGAAGGCAGAAGCACGCAGUGCCGUGCAAGAACAAGAUAUUUUAGCAUAAGAAACACGCACGGCAAACUGACGAUGGGUAUGGCAAAGCUAUUACGAUUACCGAUACUCAGGCGAAAUGGACAUAACAAUAAACGAUGGCCAAACCAAGUGCAUUGAUUGAAAAUAGAA